AUGUCUGAUAUCACACACCUCAAAGCUAUGAUCCGUUCUACUCCCGACUUUCCAAAAGAGGGAAUCUUGUUUCAAGAUAUCUUCCCCAUUUUUGAGGAUCCCAAGGCUACCGAGACUUUAGUGAACCACAUUGUUCAAAAAAUCAGCUCCUCAACCCCUUCCAAGGUGGAUGUUGUUGUUGGUCUGGACUCUCGAGGAUUUUUACUUGGCCCAUGGGUUGCAAACAAGCUUGGUGCUGCAUUUGUUCCUGUUCGCAAGGCUGGAAAACUUCCUCCUCCCUGCCAUAAAGUUGCAUACGUUAAAGAAUAUGGAACUGAUUAUUUUGAGAUCAGCAAAACUGCCAUUAAGCCCGGCCAAAAUGUUGUGGUGAUUGACGAUCUUAUCGCUACCGGUGGCAGUGCUAAAGGCGCUGGCGAUCUUAUUAAGCUCUGUAAAGGAAAUACUGUUCAAUAUGUAUUUUGUGUAGAGAUUGAGUUUCUCAAAGGAAAAGACUGCCUUGAUGCUCCAACUAUCUCUGUGUUCCAAUACUAG
Molecule: messenger RNA, 531 nt
Organism: Batrachochytrium dendrobatidis JAM81
Lineage: Eukaryota; Fungi; Chytridiomycota; Chytridiomycetes; Rhizophydiales
Exons: 5
Coding region: 1-531 (176 amino acids)
Biological process (GO): adenine salvage; AMP salvage
Cellular component (GO): cytoplasm
Molecular function (GO): adenine binding; adenine phosphoribosyltransferase activity; AMP binding
Source: RefSeq, a predicted model, not a curated record